This is a messenger RNA of Funneliformis geosporum, 864 nucleotides long. The record is from the annotation of a GenBank genome assembly. Lineage: Eukaryota; Fungi; Glomeromycota; Glomeromycetes; Glomerales; Glomeraceae.
AUGAAUGAUGAACCUUCUAAAGAAAAUCCUUCUAACAUACAUUCAGAUGAUGAUAACAUAUCCAUUGCCUUUAGUAAUAGAGUUCGAUCAUUAACUCCAGAAAAUCUUCUUGAUGAAGAACAAUCACAUGUAUCAAAAAAGUUUAAGUUAAAUAAACCCAAACAUAAAUAUGUCAAAACCACAACAUAUUGUGGUCAACAAUUUUUACAUGAUGGUUCUACAGGUAAUAUGGCAAACCACCUUCGCAGAAAACAUAAUAUUCAUGAGGAAAUGAAUAAACUUCAAGAUAAAUCUGUUCAAUUAACUUUACCACAAAUCUUAGAACGAUCUAAAAUAAAACUGCAUAAAGAAUCACGAAAUAAAGAAAUUAGGCAAGCUAUUACUGAAUGGAUUGUUGUUAAUAAUCUUCCAAUUAAUGUAAUUCAGGAUAAAGGCUAUCGAAAAAUGGUGAUAAUUAUUGAUCCUGUAUUUCCAAUUUCUUCUAAUAAACGAAUUAAAAAGGAAAUUCACAUUGGAUACACUAAUUCAAUUGAAGAAUUAAAGAUGCUACUUACACAAUGGAAUUCUAAAUAUCAUUCUUGGUAUCAUUUAUUAAAAUUACGUAAAGCUAUUGAAUGGCUAGCUGCUACUUUACCUUUAUCUGAAAAUUCUGAUGAUCUUGAUUUAUUAGAGCCAUUUAAUAAUGCAACUACUUAUUUUAGUGAAACAUCUUAUGCAACUUUAUCAAUUAUUUAUCCUUUAAUUCAAGUUCUUAAAUAUAAAUAUGUAUGUGAUAAUUAUAAUAUAAUAGAACAAGCAGAAUCAUCAGAUGAAGAUAGCAAUACUGAUGAUGAUGAAAAUUUAGAGUUUAAUACUCUAGAAUAA